UCAUUCGAUCCGUUGUUGUCGUUGAAACUUGUUGUAUUCAUGUUGCUGUUCUCGUUGUUCUACAUAAAUUCGAUGUUUUAUGUCGACCAAGUGUAUCACAUGAUUAAUUAAUCAUUACAUCAAAUCGAGCGCAUACACUCACAUAUCGAUAUUCUUCUUAAAAAUUCACUCAGUGUCAAGAUCCGAUAGAACUGAAUUUGAUUAAAUAAAUCGGCUCAAGUUCAAAAAUGAGUUGUUUUUCUUGUUUGUCACAGUGCUGGUUGUUUUGUCAUUUGAGUGAGUGAUUGACCGGUCGAACGGUCAGUCGUUUGGCCGUAUUUCGUACUAAAUCGAUUUGACUUAUUUUUGUGAUGGAAAACUAUGCAACAUAAAAAUUAGCAGACAACAGUUGAUCGAGUGAAUUUGAUACGUCAACACUACACAUCUAUAUCGAACGGGAAGUUAAAAAUGUUGAUUAAUUAGCAAGAUGAAAAAAAGAAACGAAAUCAAUACAAUAAGAAGCGUACAAAAGAAGAAUUACGUAUUUAUCUAUAACAAUCAGUUAUCAUCGUGUGUGUAAAUAAUUUUAUUGCCUAGUGAACAAUUAGACAACGAGCGAUUAAGUUUUGAAGAAACAUUUAUUAAUUAACACUUUGAACAUAUACAAGGCGACGGUAAAUACGACCAAGAACGUAGUUCACACACACCGCUGUUCUGUAGAGCAAUAUUUUUUUUGUGGGAAGGAGACCGAACACAUUUUGUGGUCAACACCGGUCGUGUGAAAAGAAUGAAGAAUAUAUUGCUCGAUGUCAAAUUGAGUGGUGAGCGCGAGUGUCUACGACCGUUAAAAGAUUAUGCAAAGAAAAAAGUAAAUCCAUUCUAGCUCUUAACUCCAAACACAACACACGAUACAAACCAAAUCAAAUCGUCAAACGUAAACAAAGUGCGUAUACGGUUUGGGGCGUGUAUGGUAUUCAUUCUUCAUUAUUUUAACAAUAUUCAGAUUUACUGGGACGGAUCGCGUAAUAAUAGUGUUUUUGCGCAAACAAAUCUUAGAAUCACACAAAAGUCGCAUUUUUUUCGUGUAUGUAUGUUUUUUGAACAAAAUUGAAGGUGAUGUGAUACAAUGUAAUAAAUAAAGACCAUUUUAGUGAAAGAAGCGGAAAAAAUAUAUCCGCACAGUAAAACCGAAACACAACAAGUAAAUUGUCGGCGUUAAGUGUUUAUUUUUUUUGUUGAUUUAAAAUGACAAAUAUUUGUGUUUACAUUUUGAUGCGUUAAUCAGUACCAAAUAAAACGACGCAAACACAAAGAGUUUGAUUGAUAUAGACAGAAGGACAGGGAGACAUAGAACAAACAAAUCAGUUUCCAUAACGAACAGUGCAUCAUCAUAAUUUAUACAUUGCGUUUUGACAGCCAAAAUUAAAGGAGAAACAAAAAUAAUUAAUAAAUAAUAGAGUGUGUGCAAUAAAAAUGUGAUAUAUCUACAGUAAAAAAUAUAUUAUGAAUGUGAAUGAGUGUGCGUUUUUGUGAAACAAAACGAAAAUUUUACGUAUGAGCAAUUGGUUCUUGGCUAUGCUCUUGUAAACCCCCAUAAAAAUUGGAACGACAAUGCCAAAUUUAACGAUACAGUGAUUUUGCCUGACACAAAUCUUUUUAUUUUUGUUCAAUCGUCAUUGCUUUUCUGUACUGCAAAAAAAAAAAACUAAUUUGUGUGUCCUCCGACGAGUAAAGGCUUUCCAAUUACAACCAAAAACAUAUUGUGGCGCCGAACCACAUUAACGUCGGAAAAAAGAAUGCCAAAGGAAUCAUCGUCGACUGAUGAACUUCAGCGAAAAUGUCACCGAUGAUAUAUACUAUUUAUGGAUUUGCGAUAUUUUUCUUCGUAUUUUGGUGUGGCAAGUGGCUAUUACACGUGCUUGCUAUUAGCUAUGGCAAAUUUAAAUUACAUCGCAAAGUUAAGGCUUCGGUAAAAAAGUCGAAAACAUUGGAAAUUGAACAAGUCACCGAACAGCAACAAACACAACAGCAACAGAAAAAACAAAUAUUAUCAUCAACAACGCCGUCUUUGUCGUCGUCAACAUCGACAGCGCUGCCAUCAUCAACAUUAUCGUCGCCACUACCAUCAGUUAGCGCGCAAUUGUCAUCCACCACCAAUUUAGUUAGAGAAAUACAACCGCUGCCAUCAAUAUCAAUUCUAAAACCGCUUAUGGGUGUUGACCCAAAUUUGCAACAAAAUUUGGAAACAUUUUUUACUAUGAACUAUCAAACGUAUGAGCUUCUAUUUUGUAUUGAGGAUAACUGUGAUCCGGCGAUUGACGUUGUGCAAACACUGAGGCAAAAGUAUCCAACGAUCGAUUCGAGAUUAUUCAUAGGUGGAUCAAAUGUUGGAGUCAAUCCAAAAAUAAAUAACAUGCAUCAAGGAUAUAUGGCAGCUAAAUAUGAACUGGUUAUGAUAUCAGACUGUGGUAUUCGAAUGAAAGAGGAUACGUUACUCGAUAUGGUUGAAUACAUGACUAGCAAAGUGGGUUUGGUUCAUCAGAUGCCAUUCACGUGUGAUCGCGAAGGAUUUGCGGCAACAUUUGAAAAGAUAUUUUUCGGAACCAUACAAUCGCGUAUCUAUUUAUCAGCUGAUUUAUUGGGUAUAAAUUGUCACACGGGCAUGUCAUGUUUGAUGCGACAAAAUGUGUUGGCUGAAUUAGGUGGUUUGCAGGCAUUCAGUUGUUAUUUGGCCGAAGAUUUUUUCAUUGCACAAGCGUUCAUGGAUCGUGGUUGGAAAUUGGCCAUAAGCAGUCAACCUGCAUGGCAAAAUUCCGGCAUUUGUGAUAUAUCCACGUUUCAAGCACGAUUAACGCGUUGGGUUAAAUUGCGUGUUGCUAUGUUGCCCACAAUGAUCAUAUUGGAACCGUUAUCAGAAUGCAUGAUUUUGGGUGCAUUGGCUUCAUGGUCUGUAUCGGUUCUAUUUCAUUGGGAUGCGCUUGUCUUUUAUUUAGUACACAUUCUAAUGUGGUUGCUAAGCGAUUGGCUAAUGUUGUCAAUCGUACAAAAUGGCACGUUACCAUUUAAUAAAUUUGAAUUUGUCAUUGGAUGGCUGUUACGCGAAUGCACUGGACCAUAUUUGUUCUUUAAUGCACUAUGGAAUCCGGCGAUACGAUGGCGUGAACGGGUAUUUCGUUUGGCUUGGGGUGGCAUUGCAUACGAAAUUACAGAAGAAAAUGGUGAUAAUAUAAAAUGUGCAAUUGAGGAGAGUGAAAAGAAAUUGCAUAAGCCAAGCAAAACAUGGCCAAAAAAUUUGUUUGAGGGAUCAAUUAGUAUAAGAAAUCAAAUGCCAUUAUCACACAAUGGUUCAUCGAAAGUGGACAGUAUCGGUGGCGACGGCGUGAAUUGGUGUGAAAAAUUGAAUACGUUAAGCAACAACAAGUCUUCAAUCAACGAUUUUUCGUUGUCAUCGCAACAUCGAAAUUGCAUUUCGAUUUCAGUUGGGAUGGAUGCCUAAUCACAUCCGCGUACUCUAAAUACCUACAUUUCUUGCUCAAUGCUGAUUAUGUGUCUAACAAAGAAAGGAUAGAAAGGGCGAGAGAGAAUAAAAUUAAGCAGAGCUACAUUGUUGCAUUUCUUAUUUCUUGAAAACCGUUUGAAUUAGAAAUUCGUAAUCGAAUUCACUGUCAGUCACUCGCUAAAUUCGUAUCAAUCAACGGUAUUAGGAAAUUGUACCCCAUAGGGGUUUUCACAUUUACAAAAAAAAUCCUGAUUAUGCAAAGUACUGGUUACCAAUUGAAAAAAAGGCAACUGACUGACAAUCAAAAUACAUUUUUUUUAAUUGAAGAAAUAAAAGAAUGAUCGAAAAAUGAACGCGAGUCAUUUGUGCGCUUGUGUCCACAAUAUGCCAAUAUGAAGAAACAAAGAAAAAAACCAAUUGCAGAGUAGUUUUACCUCAUAAAAUAGUACUUAUUUUUUUUUUAAUUGACUCAAUUGCUUGUUUUUAUGUACAGAAACACAUUUUUUAAUCACUCUUCAUCUUUUCGAACACACUCACCCCUCACAAUCAUACGUCAACGCAAUUGGUUUAUCGACACUCAGAACUCUCAUAUUUGCGACGUUAACCAUUUAGAAUGGAAAAUUAAGCAAACAGAAAAAUCUACAAUAAACGAGAAUCUAUUCUUUGAUAAAUAUUUCAUGGACACAUUCAGUUGACAAAAAUCAAGCACCACAGCUCACCUGGGCUGCAGUACUACUUAUACGCGAGACGACGACGUCGUCAUUUGUUGCUUUUUUUCUAGGAAAAUUUAUUUGUAUCAACGUACAUUUAUGUUUGAUUUAUUUUGAUUUGUGGUGUAAUUUGCCAAGUGUAAUUAGUUAAGUUUGUUGCCAAACAUUUUAAAAAGCGAAAAUGAAUUUGAAUCCAUCAAUAAACAGACAUUGCAAAUGAUAAUAAUUUCCAAGAAUUUGCGAAACAAAUGAGACAGAAAACAGGAAAAAACCAAAAAAGCAACAAAAAUCGGUUGUAAUAAAUCAGUGUGUCCAUAAUAUAUAGAAAUAUCACUAAAUAGUGUCGAUAUCUAUACUAUAUCGGUCCACUAUAUAUGAAAGAUAUUGCCGCACGGCACCGUAUCGCACGAUCGAAGCCAGUGUAGACGGAAAAAAUCACAAAUUGCCAUGCGGCAGUAGAAAGAACUGUGUGUAUGCGUCAACAUGUUUGCCGUCCGCACUCACUUCUAUCGUGAGAUACGGUGUCUUGCGGAAUAUCUUACAUAUAUAGUGGACCAAUAUAGUAUAGAUAUCGACACUAUUUAGUGCUAUUUCUAUAUGUUAUGGACACACUGUAAUAAAUAGAUUAUUUGGAGUGUUUUUCUUUCAUUUGUUUGUUUUUAACCCUCCUGCAGACAGUUCAUAAUAAUAACAGAUCCAGACAGUAUGGACCUCUCAGGCCCACCGUACAAAAUGUAUGGAAAUAAUUUCAAAAUGAUAAAACCAAUAUCAAUUUUGAUUUUUUUUUCUGUUUUUAUUCGACGAAAAUGAAAAAAACGAGAUGAAUGAAUAGAAACAAAAAUAAAAGUAUUGAAUAAAUGUAAAAAAAUUAAUUGGAAUCGGAAGAAUCAGUUUUGUGUGUGCGUUUUUUUCCACAUUUUGAACACAAAACCGUCAUGGUUGAAUGUUCACCGCAAACGUUUUUGUUAGAUUUGCCACAACAAGUUUUUGUUUUUCGACCGAGUGAAGCUGGACCGAGCUGGACAUAAAUGACAUCGACGUCUUUGAGAUGAUGAGUUUGUCGAUGGUUCUUCAGAGACUUCUGAAAUUUUCAAAUGUUAGCGAACUUGAUUCAAAACUACUGAUGUUCCAUGUCCAUGCCACGAGUCGAUCUGCGAGCAAUUUGAUCGUAAACUAAUGAUUCAGACAGUUCAAGUAGAAAUUUUUGUACUUGUAUAUACAAAGUUUAACUCAAUAAAGUAUGUAACAUAAUUUAUGUUACUUUCGUAAUUUAUAUUGCGAACUCAAAAAAAGCCUUCCACUAACAGAGCUAAAUGAAAUAUUCGUUCACCAAAGAAAAUAAGAAAACUGAACGGACGUUUUAUUGCUACUAUUUCAUAUGUAUUAUACACGAGUCCGUUGUGGUCGCGACCGCAUUAGUAUGCGCAGUCAUCACACAUUGAAUUUUUUUCGGACAUACGCACCACCUAUACGGCUACGCUACUGUGUCCGAUCUUCACUUAUGUGCAGCUAUUGAAUUCGUAUAAAACCAUUGGAGACAGAAAACAGAAAAAAAAUAGAAUUUGUUUGCAAAAUUUUCUCUAAAUACAUGGAUUUCCAUACAUUUUGUAUGGUGAGCCUGAAAGGCCCAUACUGUCUGGUUGAAGUGAGAUUUUGGUUUUUGUCGAAUAACAAUUUUUUAUAAUUUAAUAUUUUACCGUUAUAUAUUUUUUUAUUUAUGUAUCGAUAUCAUUAGCUUAACGCGCAAGUUUCAAGAAAAUUGAUUUAGUAGUUUGGAUUUUAUUCAAUUUUUUAUGAGUUGCUGGGCCUCAUAGACCCAUUCUGUCUGCAGGAGGGUUAAAUUGGCGUCAAACACUGUCCGACAAAAACAAUCAUCUUUUGAAUGGGGAAUAUUCCUCUUUGAUUUCCAUUUAAUGCGUUACUGGGAGAGACAACAUUGAAAUAUUUUCUCAACUUGUGUCGCGACUUUGAUAGCACCCAAAAUUAGAUUUAAUUAUUAAAAGAAAAAAAAAACAGAUAAACUCUCUCAUUUAAUACACA
Messenger RNA from Contarinia nasturtii (swede midge), 6228 nucleotides. Its product is annotated as ceramide glucosyltransferase-like. Gene Ontology annotation, biological process: glucosylceramide biosynthetic process. The record is from RefSeq and is a predicted model, not a curated record. Bases 1817 to 3475 code for a protein of 552 amino acids. Lineage: Eukaryota; Metazoa; Arthropoda; Insecta; Diptera; Cecidomyiidae. Gene Ontology annotation, cellular component: membrane. The transcript has 8 exons. Gene Ontology annotation, molecular function: ceramide glucosyltransferase activity.